Messenger RNA from Seminavis robusta, 2341 nucleotides. Lineage: Eukaryota; Bacillariophyta; Bacillariophyceae; Naviculales; Naviculaceae. The record is from the annotation of a GenBank genome assembly.
AAAAAGUCCGUGUUGUGGUGAGGAGGGAGGCCCCGAACCUGACCUUUCAGUGAAACCUUUUUGUAUCUAUCUGUGAAAGCAGCAUCAUGCAGCGACGAUUGCUACCAAUUAUUGUGAUCCACACCACGCAGGGCUUUUUCGCUGGUGUUAUUUUAUUAUCAGCAAACAAACUCUCAUCAUAAUCUCAAAAUCUUCUGGAACAGAAAACCUCAAGAAAAGCCAAUAGUUUGUUACCACCGCCACAAUGGACGAGCAGCCAGCCAGCACCGAGAACAGUGGGCCUCCCUACAAAAAUGGAGGGUUUGUUCAGCAACUCAUUGACUUCAAGAAUGGGUACUCGAUGAGAGGAGGAGAUUGGGGUAGUCUCACACAGAUCUUCUUUGACAAUCUCUCUACCCUCUUGGGGGCGUUGUUUGCCAUUCAAGAUAUGCGCAAUUUUGGAGCUCCUAUUGAUUCCAUCAACGCAGUCAUUUGGGGCAAGAUUGUCCCUGGUGUUGGGUUGACCAUGCUUCUUGGGAAUACCUACUACACCUGGCAAGCCAUUCGGUUGACCAAGAACUGGGGACGUCCCUACACAGCCCAACCCUAUGGACUCAACACACCUGCCGCCUUUGCAUUUGUCUUCAACAUCAUGUACCCCGUCUACUUUGCUAAUUUAGAUGAAGUGGGCCCCACGGAAGCGUUUGCCAGGGCUUACAAGGUGGCUCUGGCUGCCAAUUUCAUCACAGGACUCAUCUCCACGGUGUUGGCAUUCUUUGGUCCCUUUAUCCUCAAAGUUGUUCCUCCUGCAGCUCUAUUGGUCCCCAUCGCUGGUAUCGGUGUUGCCUUUUUGGGGCUUGAACAAGUCACAAAUAGUUUGGCUGCGCCUAUUGUCGGAUACAAUUGUAUCAUGUGGGUAUUCUUGGGAUGGUAUUCUGGAGUCCGCCUUGGCUAUGGUUCAUUCCGUCUGCCAGAAGCUCUUCAGGUCAUUUUGGUGGGGAUCAUUUUGGGAUGGAUCACAGGUCUCAAUCAAGGACAAACUGUUAAGGAUGCAGCUGAUUUGGUCAAAUGGUAUGGACCUGACUGGUCAGCAGGUGAUCUCUUUGCUGACUUUGGAUUGGUCAAGGAUUAUAUGGGCAUUGUCAUCCCCAUUGGAAUCUCUGCCACUGCCACUUCUUUGAUGUGUUUGGUCAGUGCUAAGCAGGCAGGAGAUCCUUAUCCAGUCCGAGAGAGUCUGAUUGUUGAUGGAAUUGGAACGAUGAUUGCCAGCUUCUUUGGAAGUCCCUUUGGAACUGUCCUUUACAUUGGUCACCCUGCAUACAAGAAGAGUGGUGCUCUCACUGGAUACAGUCUUACAAAUGGAUUCAUUUACCUCUUCCUAUCCUGGUUUGGAAUUCUUGCAUUGGUGCAAUCCAUUGUCAACCAAGCCACCAUUGGACCCAUUGUGCUCUUUGUUGGUCUUGCAGUGAAUGAGGAGGCUCUCCACUUCAUCCCCUCAAGACAUUAUGCUGCCUAUGUGGUUGGUCUUUUCCCCUCCAUCUAUGACUGGGUUGUCAACGUUUCAAACAGGAGCCCCAUCCAAGAUGAUUAUGGAGGCAACAUCAAUGUGACUGGCUUGAGCGGCUGGUUUGGAGUCUUGGCUUGGAAGAGAGGUGCUCUCUUGGUGUCCUUUGUGUGGGUGGCAAUGCUUGUCAAAGUAAUUGAUCGUCACUGGUCCAUGGCAGCAGUCUGGUCCAUGAUUGGGGCUGCCUUUGCGCUGUUUGGAAUCAUCCAUGUUCCUGAAGCAGGAUUUGAUACUUUUGCUCAGCCAACAUGGGAACAAUGCAGCACUGUUACAUCCUGUACUGGAGAAGGGGAGUCAGAAGUAUGCACAAGCAAUGCGGAGUGUUGGGACAAUGGUGAACAGUGGAUGUUCUUUUUGGCAUAUUUGAUGUUGGCAGCCACCUUUGCCCUUCUUUUCGUUGCCCAAAAGUAUGGAAAUGAUCCCACCUUGUUGCCACCCAUGGUUGAUGAAGAAAGUGACAUGGCCUUUGCAGAUUGGUUUGCUGAUGCUGCAGUUGACACUAGCAAGCACCCUGCAACUGUAGAGGAAGAGCAAGAAGAAGAACGGAGCAUGGGUACUGAUCCUCUCAACCCAAAGACGGUUGAAGACUCUCCCCCAGAUUCUGAAGAAGACAUCAAAAUGGAAGUGUCGGCUUAGAAGCGCUUGCAUUCCCCAGAAACCGGAGCCAUUCUUUGAUCUGAUAAUGACUUGGCUUGAUCGUUCACCGAUCCUCCAUGUUUGCCUGUUGAUUGCAUAUGAUUUUGAAUCUCUUUUGUCCGUAGUAGUUCCGUAACAAUAGAGUGCAAUUUUGCUCUUGUC